Molecule: messenger RNA, 1412 nt
Organism: Brassica oleracea var. oleracea
Lineage: Eukaryota; Viridiplantae; Streptophyta; Magnoliopsida; Brassicales; Brassicaceae
Product: COBW domain-containing protein 1
Exons: 9
Coding region: 90-1190 (366 amino acids)
Cellular component (GO): cytoplasm
Source: RefSeq, a predicted model, not a curated record
UCAAACCGUCUAAACGGAGAGAGUCUUUAUAAACUCUGGCGAACAAGAAAGCGAGAGUCUUUGACGGCGUCUCUGCAGAAGAGAGAAAAAUGGCGGACGAUGAAGAAGCACCGAUGGCUGUUCAAAUCCAACCUGAUAUUCCCGUCGGCAAGACUCUCUCCGCGGAGGAAUCAAGCGACGCUGUUUCCGUCGGUGUCACUGUCAUCACUGGUUAUCUCGGCGCCGGAAAGUCCACCCUUGUGAACUAUAUUCUGAACGGGAAACACGGGAAGAAAAUCGCCGUGAUUCUGAAUGAGUUUGGGGAAGAGAUCGGAGUUGAGAGGGCUAUGAUCAACGAAGGUGAAGGAGGUGCCCUUGUUGAAGAAUGGGUCGAGCUUGCUAAUGGCUGUAUUUGCUGCACUGUCAAGCACAGUCUUGUUCAAGCUCUCGAGCAGCUUGUUCAGAGGAAAGACAGGCUUGAUCAUAUACUGCUGGAGACAACAGGUUUAGCAAAUCCGGCUCCUCUGGCUUCUAUUCUUUGGCUGGAUGACCAGCUAGAAUCAGAAGUCAAGCUUGACUGCAUUGUUACUGUCGUGGAUGCAAAGAACCUUCGUUUUCAGCUCAAUGAGCGCCGUGACUCAUCCUCGUUUCCCGAGGCUUUUAAUCAAAUAGCAUUUGCGGACACGGUAAUAAUGAACAAGGUUGACUUGAUUUCUCAAGAGGAAUCUGAUGAACUGGAGAAGGAGAUUCAUUCCAUCAAUUCCCUCGCCAAUGUCAUCCGUUCCGUCAGAUGCCGAGUUGAUUUGUCCAGCAUAUUAGACUGCCAAGCAUAUGAUUCAACCCAUGUUAGUCGGCUUGAAUCCCUGCUAGAAGCAAAUAAAUCAUUAACGACAACGGAUCUUCAUGAUAGUGGAGUGAGGACUCUAUGCAUCAGUGAACCUCAGCCUAUAAACCUCGACAAGGUUCGUUUAUGGCUUGAGGAAAUUCUGUGGGACAAGAAAUUGGAUAUGGAUGUAUAUCGUUGCAAGGCUGUAUUAAACAUUCACAACUCAGACCAGAUGCAUAUUUUGCAGGCCGUUAAAGAGAUAUAUGAGAUAGUUCCAGCGCGAAAAUGGAGUGACGAAGAGAAUAGAGUGAACAAAAUAGUGUUUAUAGGACACAAACUGGACGAAGAAGCUCUUAAAACCGGGUUAAGAGAGUGCAGACCAUGAAGAAAAACCUUAGAUAUUGCAGUGAAAACCGUUUUGGUUUUUACCGAUCUGGUAUGAAGCUCUUUAGUAUACAGCUGAUUUGGGGUUUUUGAAUAUUGUAAUUUUACCAUCUGAGUGUAGUUUUACAGUAGAAUCUUAUAGUUGAUGCUGUUUUAUCGGUAUUGUAUUUUGGACUGUACUACAUUAGCUUCUGCGCCACAUUCAUUUUCAAUCAAAUUUUGA